UACUCUUGAAGAAAGGAAAUGGUAUUCAACUGAAUAUACUCCACCUUCAACGGCAAAGUUACGUCUCAUGCAAGAUUUGCACCAAAGAAGAAAUAAACAAGAUGAUUUGAUAAAGACACUGUGA
Dentiscutata erythropus is the source of this 124-nucleotide messenger RNA. Lineage: Eukaryota; Fungi; Glomeromycota; Glomeromycetes; Diversisporales; Gigasporaceae. The record is from the annotation of a GenBank genome assembly.